Messenger RNA from Anoplopoma fimbria (sablefish), 2461 nucleotides. RefSeq names its product cytochrome P450 27C1 (gene cyp27c1). The transcript is spliced from 9 exons. The record is from RefSeq and is a predicted model, not a curated record. Gene Ontology annotation, cellular component: mitochondrial inner membrane. Lineage: Eukaryota; Metazoa; Chordata; Actinopteri; Perciformes; Anoplopomatidae. The coding region runs from base 128 to 1753 and encodes 541 amino acids. Gene Ontology annotation, biological process: cellular response to peptide hormone stimulus; C21-steroid hormone biosynthetic process; cortisol metabolic process. Gene Ontology annotation, molecular function: oxidoreductase activity, acting on paired donors, with incorporation or reduction of molecular oxygen; iron ion binding; heme binding.
AUACCCCAUAGGGAGGAGCGCGUUUGCAUGUGCCAGAGACUUGCAUUUGCAGAUGUGAACACUUCCGAUUUCAAACUUUUCAAACUUUUUUUUGGAGAACAGAACCACCAAAAAAGUUUCCAAAAAAAUGGCAAUCCUGUCUCAUUUGACGACAGCAUGUUUGAAGAAUCUGCAAGGCGACCGGCUAAAUAAGCAGCUGUCUUUCAUUCUACGCGCAUUGCACAAGUCAGCAGCCAGCGAGGCUUUUGGGAUGUCCGCGGCUGGAGAAGAGGCCAUGCCUGACAGGCUGAUCCCACCGGCGGCUGUCGGCGAGAAAACCAGAAUCAAGACCCUGAAGGAGAUGCCUGGACCCAGCACCUUAGGCAACUUGAUCGAGUUCAUCUGGAGAGACGGUUUCAGCAGAAUCCAUGAGAUUCAGAUGGAGCACAGGAAGCAGUUCGGCAAAAUUUUCAAAUCCCGCUUUGGGCCCCAGCUGGUGGUCUCAGUGGCCGACCGUGACUUGGUGGCGGAGGUUCUGAGGGCUGAGGGUGUUGCCCCUCAGAGAGCAAACAUGGAGUCCUGGAAAGAGUACAGAGACAUGAUAGGCAGUUCCACUGGCCUCAUCUCAGCUGAGGGAGAAGAUUGGCUGAAGAUGCGAAGCGUGCUCAGGCAGCUCAUCAUGCGUCCCCGUGACGUAGCAGUCUUCUCUGAUGAUGUGAACGAAGUGGUAGAUGACCUCAUCAAGAGAGUUUGUAUUCUGCGCACCCAGCAGCCUGAUGGAGCAACUGUCGUCAAUGUGAAUGACCUCUUCUUCAAAUAUGCCAUGGAAGGUGUGGCAGCUAUUUUGUACGAGUCCCGACUCGGCUGUUUGCAAAAUAAGAUUCCCCAGGAAACCCAAGACUACAUCAGCGCGCUGCACCUCAUGUUCAGCUCCUUCAAGACAACCAUGUAUGCCGGGGCCAUCCCCAAGUGGCUCCGACCUAUUAUCCCCAAACCAUGGGAGGAGUUCUGUCUCUCCUGGGAUGGCCUCUUCAAAUUCAGCCGUCUUCACGUUAAUAAGAGGCUUGCAGAGAUCAAGGGACAGCUGGAGCGAGGAGAGGACGUGAAGGGGGGACUGCUCACACACUUGCUCAUUACCAAGGAGAUGACCAUGGAGGAGAUUUACGCCAAUUUAACGGAGAUGCUACUGGCUGGGGUCGACACGACAUCCUUCUCCCUGUCCUGGGCCAGCUACCUGUUAGCACGGCACCCUCAUAUACAGCAGCAAAUCUUUAUGGAAGUGAAGAACACUCUGGGACAAGGAGCAGUAGCCACAGCCGACGAUAUCCCUCGCCUGCCUCUCAUCAGAGGGCUGGUCAAAGAGACACUCAGGCUUUUUCCAGUUCUCCCUGGCAACGGACGGAUUACCCAGGAUGACCUGGUGGUGGGCGGAUACUUCAUCCCUAAAGGGACUCAGUUGGCCCUUUGUCACUACGCCACAUCUUUCGAAGAAGAGAACUUUGCCGAAGCUUCUGAAUUCCGACCGGAUCGCUGGAUAAGGAAAGAUUCCACGGAUCGUGUCGACAACUUUGGCUCGAUUCCCUUUGGCUACGGCAUCAGGAGCUGCAUUGGCAAGAGAGUGGCAGAGUUAGAGAUGCAUCUAGCUCUCACAAGGCUCAUUCAAAGGUUCCGCAUUGGCAUGUCUCCUCUCACCGACGAUGUCAAGGCCAAAACCCACGGCCUGCUCUGCCCUGCAACCCCGAUCCACCUGCAGUUCAUCGACCGGGAAAACUAGACUCAGACUCCAUAAGUUCUGCUGUACUGUAUGAUUUUUUUUUUUAAAGCACUGAUUCAUCAUACUUUUUUUUUUUUAAUACACCUUCUAUUGUUGGGUUGUAGAUACAAAUCUGAGACUGAGGUUUUACUCAGGCAAUGUGUCUCAAUGUCUCCUGUUUGUUAUUAAGGAGGACACAAAAACAGUACUGGACCACUAAUGUAAAGAUAGCUGUCCAUAGUAUGUUAUACGUAUGUAGUGAAUUCCCCUGCAGUUCGGCCUGUUACUCCUUCCAUGUAUUCAAUUCAAAAGAAUUUCGGAAAAAUGAACUUUAAUCUUUAAAUUCAAACUGUAUUUUAAUUAUAUCAAUGUGCAUACGUAUAUAUGUAAAGUGUGCACACACCUUAAUACAUAAUCAUGCUUUUUCCUUCCUAAAUUUGAGAAAGCAAUUCACUAAGAAUGUUGAAAGGCAGGAAUGUACUGAGAAUGAGCUGUUUUAAGAGGUCCAGCAUGUAUGUAUAUAAUGAGAUUUAUUUUAAGAUGUGUGAAUACAAGCAUUUUACCGGCAUGUUGGAUAUUUAGAUUUUAUUGAGAGGGUUAACGUAUGUCACUGAACAGCUAUUACGAAGGAUCACACUGGUUUGAAUGGAAGGAAAUUUUACAUCUUUGUAUUUAUCUGCUCUUUUAUCUUUCUGUAUCCUUUUUUUAAUGUAGUUCCAGUUAAAACUU